AUGAGGCAAAUUGCAUCCGAGGCGCGCAAGGGCACAGGCACAGAGCACACUUCUCGUGUAUACUCGAAAGCGGCCGAGGUGGCGGAACCGGAUUUCCAGUUACGUCAUUCUGUGCUCCAAGUUCCUUCAUCGCUCGCAGUCCUCUUCCGAUCCCAAUCACUGUACAGCCAGCACAAAGCACAGCGCUCCAUCCCUCGCAGCCGCAGCAUCUGGACACCUUCCACGCUCACGCCCAAGCCUAGCCUAAUCGUGCGAGAGCCAGAUCCGGGCGCGACGAGGGAAGUGCCUACACCUUUGGUCUUCGUUAGUGUCCGAGAGUGGGAGGGGAGUGGGGAUGGGUUUGACCAGAUGUCUGCCCUCUAUUCCCUACGAGGGUAUAGGAGUAUAACGAUCGACAUUCCUCUCUCUUCCCCCUCCCCUCACCCCCCGCUUGCCCCUCCUCGCAGAGCAACACCCACCGCAACACAGAAGCCCCUCUCCCCCUUCACCGGGCUUACACAAGCCCUCCGAGCCUCUCUCAGGCUUACGGCACUUGCUUGGCCCCCGGUACUCCUCGCCCGUGGGAUGGGAUGCCUACUUGCCCAAGCGUACGUGUCCGACUUUCCUGUCAAAGCGCUCGUACUCCUCCAGCCACCUACGAGCGUGCGUUCAGUAGCUGAUCGCAUGAGAGAUCUCGGUGUUAAACCUGGCUCUCCGGAGCAAAGCAGAGAGGUACAAGAAGCGGAGUGGGAGUUCACCUAUGAACCAAGGUUUCCCAUCCUGGUAGUCGAUACGCCCCCAGCUGCCGAAAAACAGAGAAAGGAGAAUAGGAUCGUACGUGACUGGGGUGUAGAACUGCUAGAGCUUGAGGGGCUGGACGGGGGGGAUGGGGAUGGGGUGGGGAAGGUCGUGACCGAGGUAGAGAGGUGGAUGGAUGGGGUUGGGAUUUAG
This is a messenger RNA of Dacryopinax primogenitus, 930 nucleotides long. RefSeq lists its product as uncharacterized. The coding region runs from base 1 to 930 and encodes 309 amino acids. The record is from RefSeq and is a predicted model, not a curated record. NCBI's taxonomy places the organism in Eukaryota, Fungi, Basidiomycota, Dacrymycetes, Dacrymycetales, Dacrymycetaceae. The transcript is spliced from 3 exons.